AUGGACAUCAUUUGUGUUUCUUUGCAGGACAAUGGCCUUGAUCCAAUUGUAGAGUCAGAAAUUCUUCUAGACGGUGAUCACCCGAUUGAGAGAACAUUAGAAGUGGCAGAGAAGGUUUGGUCAGAAGUCUUCUUUUAUUUGGCUCAAAACAAUGUCAUUUUUGAGGGAAUUUUGCUCAAACCUAGCAUGGUUACACCUGGGGCCGAGCACAAGGAAACGACUUCUCCAGAAACCAUUGCCAAAUAUACACUUACCAUGCUGAGAAGAAGAGUUCCUCCUGCAGUCCCUAGAAUCAUGUUCUUGUCUGGUGGACAAUCCGAAGUGGAAGCAACACUGAACCUUAAUGCAAUGAACCAAAGUCCCAACCCAUGGCACAUUUCAUUUUCAUAUGCACGAGCUCUGCAGAACACUGUGCUCAAGACAUGGCAAAGACGCCCCGAGAAUGUGGAAGCGGCUCAAAAGUCUCUUGGAUGA
This is a messenger RNA of Arachis ipaensis, 474 nucleotides long. NCBI's taxonomy places the organism in Eukaryota, Viridiplantae, Streptophyta, Magnoliopsida, Fabales, Fabaceae. The record is from RefSeq and is a predicted model, not a curated record.